Messenger RNA from Psilocybe cubensis, 438 nucleotides. RefSeq lists its product as uncharacterized. The record is from RefSeq and is a predicted model, not a curated record. The transcript is spliced from 3 exons. The coding region runs from base 1 to 438 and encodes 145 amino acids. Lineage: Eukaryota; Fungi; Basidiomycota; Agaricomycetes; Agaricales; Agrocybaceae.
AUGAAAUUCGCCACCAUUCUCUCUACCAUUGCUUUGUGCACUGUUUCUGCCUACGCUCAGGGUGCUGUUCUCAGCUACCCUCGGGACGGAGACAAGUUCCAUGCUGGUUCCAAGUUCACCGUAGAGGUUGAUAGACCAAACUCCCUAUCCGGCUCAACAGAAGUUGGAGUCGUCAUUGCCGUCAACUCAUGUAACAACGGCCCCUGCGCUCCACCUACAGCGAUCCUUGGCCAGAUACUGUACAAUGGUCCAUUCAACCCUCAAUAUCAAGCCAGCGCGGUUGGAUACCAAACGCCCGGCCAGAACUUCUCAGUUACCCUCCCAUCAGAUAUUUCUAAAGGACCAGCCUCGCUCAACGUCUUCCAUGUCGCACUGAUUGGCGCUGGUCGUGCUAUUCCUCUUACACAAACGCUGAACACAACUAUCAUAGUUCAGUGA